AUGUCAGUGUCAAGUUUCUUGUCAUCGUUUGCCGAUAAGGCACAGAGUGCCAUCAAUCAGACCCCUCUCGCUGGCCAUAUCCCCGGCACCACCGCCGACCAACCAUCUGCCAAUCAAUCCGCAGCUCAGGGCGGCCAUCGUUCAGUGACUUUGGAGGCACUGCAGCAUCAAUUUCGCACAAUUGGACAACAAUAUACCACCACCACACCAGUGCAAAGAAUCAUCACAUCUGAAAAGGGUGUUGCAAUCGAUUGCGAUGCCCUUGCUAGGGAUGCGAAGGUGCAAAGCAAGGAAUUGUACACAUGGGGUCAGACACAGCCAGAAGAUCUUAAGGAUGUAACGGACAGAUUGGCGUACUUGAACUUUGUUCAGGGAUCUCUUGCAUCAUCUGUUGCGAUCAAGCUCAACAAUGCACGAGCGCCGUUCAAAGCUCUUCGCGAUGCCGAGGCUGUCCUUGGUCCAAAGCGCAACUUCCGUGCUGGAUUGCGCACCCAGAUUUCUCGUAUGGAGCAUAAUCUGGAGAAGGGCAUGGAGCAGAAGCUUUCUGAACUAAAACAGACACUCGCCAAGGCUGAACAUGUCGACGAGCCCCUCGAAAAGGAACAUGAGAUCUUGAAGCGAAAGGCAGUUCGUGAGAGCGAAUCGCAAAAGUGGGACGCUAUACGCGAGUUUGGAGAAAAACUAGUCAUAUUAUCACAGGCUUCCAAGCCCAUUAUUGCCGCCUUGCCACCAAUUCCGCCUUCACCUUCAAGUCCUUAUACAGGAACUCAGGAAACAGCCACUGCUCGCGCUGCGCUUCAGAACGCACUGGAUAAUUAUACUCCCGGGAGUACAUACUUUGCCACACACCCCGGUGCAAAUCUUUCACGGGCUAACACCCAAUCAUUUGGGGAGAGUCACGCUUCGGAACUGGACAGUCUUGCAUCCAACCCUGAAGCAAACGCUGGUCAUCCAGGUGUGCCCAUCACACCUCCACCUCAAGACGCAGAAAAGUUCGGAGACGCGUCGCACUCUCCUCCUCCUAUUGACCCGAGGACACUCAAUCUAUCUCCUGCACCAAUUCCGGAGGAUCACUCGCUUCCUCCCAUCGCAAUCCCGGUAGAUGCACCUACGGUGGCUGAAACUGGUGUUCCCGUACUUGCGAGUGCAUCUGGUCCAGGCCCUGCUAGCGGCUCUCUUCGUGACAUACGCCGUGCCUCAGAUGCUGCGGGACCACGCAGUGGUGGUCUCCCGGGAAACUCACCAUUUGAUGAUCUAUAUGGACAGCCACACGAGACCGCAGCAGAAGAGAAGAGUCGCCUUGAGCGCGAGGAACGCGAGCGGGUAUCCGCAGCGGGGACAUCCUCUACUUCUGAACAUGAGUCUGCCGAGGAGGAGAAGAAAAGACUUGAACGGGAAGAGAGAGAACGUGUUCUUGCUAGCGCUGGCACUGACAGCGGAAAUGUACGCAGCGAGGUCAAAGAUGGUGAUGAGCUUCCCCCAUACCAGGACAUUGAAUAA
Molecule: messenger RNA, 1500 nt
Organism: Suillus plorans
Lineage: Eukaryota; Fungi; Basidiomycota; Agaricomycetes; Boletales; Suillaceae
Product: Eisosome component PIL1-domain-containing protein
Exons: 3
Coding region: 1-1500 (499 amino acids)
Biological process (GO): eisosome assembly; negative regulation of protein kinase activity; endocytosis
Cellular component (GO): eisosome filament; plasma membrane
Molecular function (GO): lipid binding
Source: RefSeq, a predicted model, not a curated record